Suricata suricatta (meerkat) is the source of this 298-nucleotide messenger RNA. RefSeq names its product ubiquitin-like protein 5. NCBI's taxonomy places the organism in Eukaryota, Metazoa, Chordata, Mammalia, Carnivora, Herpestidae. Gene Ontology annotation, molecular function: protein binding; protein tag activity. Gene Ontology annotation, cellular component: cytoplasm; nucleus. Gene Ontology annotation, biological process: protein modification process; mRNA splicing, via spliceosome. The coding region runs from base 16 to 237 and encodes 73 amino acids. The record is from RefSeq and is a predicted model, not a curated record. The transcript has a single exon.
CCGGCUCCAGACAGGAUGAUCGAGGUUGUCCGCAACGGCCGUCUAGGGAAGAAGGUCCGCGUUAAGUGCAACACCGAUGACACCAUCGGGGACCUUAAGAAGCUAAUCGCAGCCCAAACUGGCACCCGUUGGAACAAGAUCGUCCUGAAGAAGUGGCACACGAUUUUUAAGGACCAUGUGUCUCUGGGAGACUACGAAAUCCACGAUGGGAUGAACCUGGAGCUUUAUUACCAAUAGAGCGGACUUCCUGCUGACCACCCUCCCCUCCCUUUUGCUCCCCUGUCCCCCCACCCUCGUC